This is a messenger RNA of Lingula anatina, 2670 nucleotides long. Its product is annotated as sushi, von Willebrand factor type A, EGF and pentraxin domain-containing protein 1. Lineage: Eukaryota; Metazoa; Brachiopoda; Lingulata; Lingulida; Lingulidae. The record is from RefSeq and is a predicted model, not a curated record.
AACUCCUCCGUAUCCGCAUUGCUUUUUAUUGUUAAACAGUAUUGCACGACAAAGAGCGCCAUUGAUUACAACUCUCAUUUCACAAUGCAUGCAGGACGUUUGCUGAACGUGUUGAUACUGGCUGCGUUUGCCGUACUGGAGACCUGUGGAUAUACAGAGAUACUCUGUCAACCACUACAAAAACCUCAAAAUGGAGUUUUUUCUGUAAGGCAGUGUAUGUCCCAGCCCUCGGUCAGAAUGAUAUGCGCAGUAAUAUGCUAUCCCGGUUACGUAGUACAAGGGCAGGCCAGUGUGGUCUGUAAAAAUGAUGGAACGUGGAGCGGUACACCUGGAUAUUGCAGAGAUAACCAAAGUCCCAUCAUUAGACACGAAACAAGUAACAUAAUUGUCAACGCUGCUUUGGACAGUAAUCAAGCGGUUGUAAAUUGGGAACAAGACAAGCCAAGAGUGAUAGACAACUCCAGAAAGGUGCCAAGUGUGAGACUUUACAUAGGCGGACGAGAAAUAAAAGGUGGGGGCUAUGAACAUACUUUCAAGAUAGGUUUAACCACGGUGAAAUACGUGUUUACAGAUGACAGCGGUAAUAGCGCCGAUUUCUUCUUCAGAGUGGAAGUCCGAGAUGUCCAGCCACCGACCAUAACUUGCCCCAAAGUUGACCCAGUGGUGUCUCCGGACAGAGAGGUCGACGUGUCCUGGGUCCAGCCGACAGUAACGGACAACAGUGGCAAACCCGUGAGGGUGAUCAGCAAUAUGAGUCCAGGGAAGUUAUACAGGGGGCGGUACAAGGUAGUCUACGAAGCCAGAGAUGAAGCUGGAAACCGCGCAAGUUGCUCUUUCACGCUUCAUGUAAGACCCCCCAAGUGCCCUGAUCUCCACACACCUAUCAACGGAGCUGUCAGCUGUGACACUUUUGGGUUUGGAAUGUUCUGUACACUCCAGUGCCAAAACCCGUACGAUUUCGACUUGCCAGCCGGCAUGACGUCCGUGCCAAACUACUACGCGUGUGGAGGGGGUGGAAGGUGGUUUCCAUCCACUCAAGUGCCCGACUGCACUCGAUACCAGAAUCCAAAUGGAAGCUUCGUUCGGACCUUAUACUACGAUAAUGAAUGCCCGGAUCCUAGGGCCCAGAAGCAAAUCAAAGAAAAUGGUGUGAGCUCUUUCAAAAUGUCGCCUUUUGGUUCGUCAUGUAAUUGCGGCCUCACAGUCGAUGACUUCAGAGUCAUCUGCGGUGCCACCAACACCAGUGCUGUGCGUGCACCAGAUAACCAAAGUCCCAUCAUUAGUCACCAAACAAGUGACAUAACUGUCAACGCAGCUUUGGACAGUAAUCAAGCGGUUGUAAAUUGGGAACAAGACAAGCCAAGAGUGACAGACAACUCCGGAAAGGUUCCAAGUGUGAGACUUUACAUAAGCGGACGAGAAAUAAAAGGUGGGGGCUAUGAACAUACUUUCAAGAUAGGUGUAACCACAGUGAAAUACGUGUUUACAGAUGACAGUGGUAACAGCGCCGAUUUCAUCUUCAGAGUGGACGUCCGAGAUGUCCAGCCACCGACCAUAACCUGCCCCAAAGUUGACCCAGUGGUGUCUACGAACAGAGAGGUCGACGUGUCCUGGGUCCAGCCGACGGUAACGGACAACAGUGGUAAACCCGUGACGGUGAUCAGCAAUUUUAGUCCAGGGAAGUUUUACUGGGGGCGGUACAAGGUAGUCUACGACGCCAGAGAUGAAGCUGGAAACCGCGCAAGUUGCUCUUUCACGCUUAACGUAGAACCCCCCAAGUGCCCUGAUCUCCACACACCUAUCAACGGAGCUCUCAGCUGUGACACUUUUGGGUUCGGAAUGUUCUGUACACUUCAGUGCCAAAACCCGUACGAUUUCGACUUGCCAACCGGCAUGACGUCCGUGCCAAACUACUACGUGUGUGGAGGGGGUGGAAGGUGGGCUCCAACAACUCAAGUGCCCGACUGCACUCGAUACCAGAAUCGAAAUGAGUACCUCGUUCGGACCUUAUACUACGAUUAUAAAUGCCCGGAUCCUAGGGCCCAGAAGCAAAUCAAAGAAAAUACUGUGAGCAUUUUCCAAGAGACGCCAUUUGGUUGGUUAUGUAAUUGCAACGUCACAGUCGAAAACUUCAGAGUCAUCUGCGGUGCCACCAACACCAGUGCUGUGCGUGGAACACCAGGUUCCAAGUAAAGCCAUGCAUACUGGAAGAAGAGUGUGUCGGGGUGAUUGACAACUUUGCUGGUCGAAUACAAACUUGUUUUCGGCUAAACUUCGGCCAUUUAGAACACGUGCUGUAAAAAUUCAUUAACUGAGCUACAGGCAUCAAAUCAGUGCUUUUCUAAUUGUUAUUAUUUCGGCUUCAGGUACAUGUAAUCCUGUCUCAGUUUCUUUCCUCAAUAAUAUAUCAUCCUUAUAUUAAUCGGUCCCACGUGUUUUGAGACACCCUGUACUUAUUCUUCACAGUUUAACCCGACAUACGUUGACAAUUUCUUUGACAAUAAUCCGGUGGACGAAUAAUAUACUGCAACACCAAUCAUCACGAAGUGGUAGUAGUUUAUGCUUGAUAUUUGGUUGUAAAAAUCCCGAGUGUUUUCACUACAACAAGUUACGUGCACUACUUUGCAUUUCCUUUCGUGAAUAAAGCACUACUUAUUUUCGUUAAGACUU